Messenger RNA from Bipolaris maydis ATCC 48331, 1257 nucleotides. RefSeq lists its product as uncharacterized. Lineage: Eukaryota; Fungi; Ascomycota; Dothideomycetes; Pleosporales; Pleosporaceae. The record is from RefSeq and is a predicted model, not a curated record.
AUGUCUCCUUCACCUUGCGUUGCACUCAUUGGGACCUGUGAUACGAAAUUGGAAGAGUUGCUUUUUCUACGUGAUAGCAUUCAGCGGAAUGAUGCCAGUGUAGUUCUUAUUGAUGUUGGCCGCAACCCCGUCGAACACGGAGCUAUCGAUACUACCCAACAGCAGCUAUUGAAUGAUUUUGGCAAUGGGGAAAAAGUCGGUGAUCUGCCACGAGGCGAGGUUAUCAAGGCCAUGGCGGGCUGUACUACAAAAGCCGUCAAGAAGCUUUACGAGGAAGGAAAAAUACAUGGCUUGAUCAACGCAGGGGGCUCAGGUGGCACAUCGCUCGCUGCAGAAGUAAUGAGAAAUGCUCUGCCUAUCGGCUUUCCGAAGCUAAUUGUUUCAACCGUAGCGAGCGGCGACACGGGCCCGAUUGUUGGAGAAACGGACAUCACGAUGAUGUACAGCGUUGUUGAUGUGGCUGGUUUAAACCAGGUCCUUCGAAACGUUCUCAGCAACGCUGGAGCUGCCAUUGCCGGAAUGUCUCGGACAUUUGCAUCAAGGAGUCGGGAUACGGCUGAGCUGCAGAAGAAGCGCGUUGGCAUUACGAUGUUCGGCGUCACCACCCCAGCUGUGGACGCGAUUCGAAGGCAUUUGGAGGCCGACUACGACAUCGAAACAUAUGUAUUCCAUGCUACAGGGCACGGCGGAAAGGCCAUGGAGCGACUUGUUCGAGAAGGGGGCCUCGAUGCAGUGCUCGAUCUUACAACGACAGAGAUAUGCGAUCACCUUACCGGUGGUGUCAUGAGCGCAGGUGAACAUCGCCUGGAAGCCGCUGCCGAGGCUGGGAUCCCAAACAUUGUAUCUGUGGGUGCUGCAGAUAUGACGAAUUUCGGCCCAAAGAGCACCGUCCCAGAACGCUACAAGGACCGCAAGCUGUACGAGCAUAACCCAGUUGUGACACUGAUGAGGACGUCAGGAGAUGAGGCUAGACAAUUCGGUGAAUUCAUUGCGACUCAGUUGAAAAAGCAUGCAAAGGAUCCACAGGCGGUGCAGAUUUGGCUUCCAAAGGGAGGAAUCAGCAUGAUUGCAACACCAGGGGGGCCAUUUGAAGACGUUGAAGCUGAUGCUGCACUCUUUGAUGCUAUCAAGAAUGGUCUCCAAGGAAGUGGAAUUGAUAUCGUGGAAGACAACCGAGCAAUCAACGAUGAAGGAUUCGCGCGUGAUAUUGCCGAAGCCUUGGUUGCAAAGAUGGGGAUUGUGCGUAAAAUCACCUGA